AUGUCGAUGCAACGAUGUCGACGCAACGAUGUCGACGCAACAAAGAGCCAACGAACGAAGCAUUGUCCAUCUGGCGAGGACCCGGGAACAUCGAGGGCGGUUGGAACGCAAUCGAACGGAAAGGGACGCAAAACGCACCAAGGAAACAACAAUCAAGUAGUCCUCAACGCUCACAAGCCGGACGAUGUGGCUCCGCGUGUACAGGCGAAGAAGGACCACGAGAAAGCUCAGAGCCGCGAAGAAGUUGCUCGUAAUCACGACAUGCUGGACAACUUGGGGGCCGAACAUGUUGCCUGGAUUGGGGGGGAUCGGUCUUUGCGUGCUGUUUGGCCCCGGAUCUGUGCAACGCUGCUGUUCGAGAUGUGA
Sporothrix schenckii 1099-18 is the source of this 366-nucleotide messenger RNA. RefSeq lists its product as uncharacterized. The record is from RefSeq and is a predicted model, not a curated record. The transcript has a single exon. Lineage: Eukaryota; Fungi; Ascomycota; Sordariomycetes; Ophiostomatales; Ophiostomataceae. Bases 1 to 366 code for a protein of 121 amino acids.